Messenger RNA from Ctenocephalides felis (cat flea), 930 nucleotides. RefSeq lists its product as uncharacterized. The transcript is spliced from 5 exons. Bases 31 to 810 code for a protein of 259 amino acids. The record is from RefSeq and is a predicted model, not a curated record. NCBI's taxonomy places the organism in Eukaryota, Metazoa, Arthropoda, Insecta, Siphonaptera, Pulicidae.
CGUUAUCUGUGCAUACGCGUUACAUAUCAAAUGAAUAUGAAUUUUAAUUACUAUACAUUAUUAUUUGUUUUAAUAAGCGCGCCUUACAUAAAUAGCGCCAAAUUCACAUGUCUCACGGAUGGCGUGAAAAAGGAAACAUCUUGUGCAGCAGAUUCAUGUUUUCUUUUAUACAAUAAAUAUAAAGGUGUGCGGGAGUAUGGUUGCAUAAUAAAAAUUACGCAGAGCCAAAGAAAAUACUGUUUCCGUCAUCCAGAAUUAUGCUUUACCUGCGACACGAAAAACUGUAAUUCAAUGAAACUGAUGAAACUAUGCCGCGAAUGCCUCACAAACGGCCAAGGCGGAGACGAACGUUGCACCACCGACCCAGCAGCACUCGGGAAUCGAUCGGUCACAUUGUGCUACACCGAUUGUGCCGCAUAUAGAGUAUUCGAUGGUUCUAAUGUGCGGGGGUGCUUUCCAGAAGGGAGCGUUUGUACUCCUGGCAGUUGCAUUCGUUGCUCCGAGGAUAUGUGUAACGACGUAAAAGUUCCUGAAUUUCGUCGAAUAUGUAACACCAAUAGCACAACAUCAGAAAUUUGCUCUGAAGUCGAUGACGCCUGCAUGUGCGUUUUGAACUCUGCAGGUAAACCUGUGACUUGUGGUUGCAAGCAGCGUUUACUAAAAGACGACAAGAUACAAAAUUUUUGCCAAAAACAAGCACAACGUUGCCAUGAAUGUACUACGAACAACUGUAAUCACAAUGAUCUUCAAAAAAAGGAGGUUUUUAAGAUUUGCGACCAGGAAGACGAUAUAUGUGAGGUGGAUCCUUAGAGUUCGAUAAAUAAUUGGCGAACUGUCAGAGAAGGUUGUCGGUGGGUGUAUAGAUAUAUAUAACCAGAAAAAUUGUAUCAAGCAAAUUAAUGUAAUAUAUCAACAUGUUGAUAAAUAUAA